Messenger RNA from Microthlaspi erraticum, 306 nucleotides. Lineage: Eukaryota; Viridiplantae; Streptophyta; Magnoliopsida; Brassicales; Brassicaceae. The record is from the annotation of a GenBank genome assembly.
AUGUAUCAUGUUCUGAUCAAGUUUGCAGUUUACUAUGACAUUCACUUUCUAGUCUCUCUUUUCAUCAUAAUCAACUUUGUGAAUGGCUUCUUCGACACGAGUGCUACGAGAGCUCAUGUUGAAGAUGGACGUGUCAUAAUGAACAAUCUCUUCACGAAACUUAGAGGGCAACAGUCAAUAGCAAUUAAUGAUCUAAACAACAAACCAGAAUUCCUCCUCCAGGAAUGGCAUGGUGGUGGCGCAAAGAUAGGAGAAGGAAAUGCUAAUGAUCAAGGGCAGAGGGACGAAUACUUACAUAAUAAAUGA